Clonostachys solani is the source of this 1542-nucleotide messenger RNA. NCBI's taxonomy places the organism in Eukaryota, Fungi, Ascomycota, Sordariomycetes, Hypocreales, Bionectriaceae. The record is from the annotation of a GenBank genome assembly.
AUGGCGCCGAAUGCCUCAGCCUCAUCGCUGGAUGCAACCACGAAAGAUCCCCCGACGGUCGAUGUUGCCGUCACUGCUCCCGAUUCCGCCGACAAUGAACGCCAUAAAGCCGAAUACCGUACGGAGUUCCUCAGCUCCUUUACUAUUGAAGAGGAGCAAAAGAUCAUGCGCAAAGUUGACCUUCACAUUGUCGUUCUCGUGGGACUUAUCUACUCCAUCAAGCAGAUUGAUACGAAUAACGCAGCGUUGGUCAAGGUGAUGGCUAUUGGGAAGCCAACCAACAUAUUGAAUCAACUUGGGAUGACUUCUGAUCAGUACGCCUGGGUACAAACUGCUUACUACAUACCCUAUGUCCUCUUGGAGACUCCCACUAUCUUGCUCUUCAAGAAAAUGAGCCCCAGAUUGUUUCAGUCAAGGAUCAUUAUUACCUGGGGCAUUAUACUUGCGCUUCACGCUGCAGUCAGUACUAAGGAGGCUCUCUACGCGCUACGUGUCUUGAUCGGUAUUGCAGAGGCGGGUAUGUUCCCGGCAAUCAUGACCUUUUAUACCUGCUGGUACCGUGGCGAUGAGCUUGCAAGGCCGAUGAUCUGGGUACACUCUAUUGAUCAAUUCUCGAACAUUAUUGGGCAAUUGCUUGCCUACGGAAUGUCGUAUUUGGAUGGAAAGCAGGGUCUAAGUUCAUGGCAAUGGGUGUUCCUACUCGAAGGGGUAGCAACCGUGAUAUUCGGAAUCAUCGUCUACUUCUAUCACCCGGACUAUCCACGGUCGCCUCGAACAUCCAAGUGGUUGAGCCCUAGGGAGCAAGAAUUUGUAGAGCUCCGUCUCACUACGAAUGCGCCUCGGUUGUCAGACAAGCCCUUCUCUCUCCAGGAAACGCUAAUCACUCUCAAAGACCCUCGCCUUUGGUCGUUUACCUUCAUGAUGCUUUGCAUGUCGACCACUUCCUACGGCAUCGCGUGGUUCCUUCCCAAUAUUGUGACGAACCUCGGAUUUGUUACCGUUCCACGAAACUUACUACUCCUAUUACCCGGUUCUUUCUUAUCGAUGAUUCUUAUCAUCUCGAUACACUUUAUCUACAAGCGUGCCUUGGUUCCCCGGCCAUUAUUCUGUUUAACUAUCGUGGGUUGCGAGCUGUUGAGCUUCAUCAUAUUUCUAGCAACGCAGCAGAAAGCGGCGGUGUACGCAGCAUGUAUUCUGGGAAGCAUGUUCUCUCAUGCUUGGGGAACUUCAUAUUGGCCCUGGCGAUCUUCGAGCUUGAAAGGUACCACGGGAACUGCUGUAGCGUUCGGCAUCACGAAUUCCAUAGGCCAGCUUGGCGGUGUUAUCGGGCCCCAAAUCUUUCGCUCCCAGUGGGCUACGUCGGGAUACAAGGAAUCUUAUGGGAUCUGUGUCGGUGCUCUAGGCGGGGGGUUUCUCCUCGGUCUGCUUUGUUGGUACUUGACCUUUGAUUUGGAGACGCAGGUUCGACGAGUCAAAAAGGCACGCAACAAGGCUGCUCGUGAGGGCCGGGUUUAUGUUGACGACGAGGUCCGAGCCGCUUAA